This is a messenger RNA of Paramecium sonneborni, 1530 nucleotides long. The record is from the annotation of a GenBank genome assembly. Lineage: Eukaryota; Ciliophora; Oligohymenophorea; Peniculida; Parameciidae.
AUGUUUGACUUUGGAUUUUAAAAUUGGUUUUAUUCUCCUUAAUUAAAAUGCAAAGGACUUAAUCAUUUUGGCAAUCGUUUUGAAAAACUUGAUAAUUUGUAUUUCCUUCCCAUCACUAAUUCAACUGUGGAUUAACUUCAUUUAUUAUGUGAAAAAUGUAGUUAAUGCGAAUCAACUCAAAGAAUUAAUUUAAAUUCUACCUAUAAUUUUGCAAUAACAUGGUUUAAGUAAUUUGAAUUACACUAUUUGGGAUAUUUAGUGAAUAACACUUUAGUAACAAAAAAGCAAGCAAAUGAAAAUUAACAAAGAGAAUUUGAACUAAAGCUUCAAGUGUUAUCUAAUUGUAUAAAUGAUUUAAAUCACAGUAAAAUUGAAUCAUUCAUCUUAUCGAUUUAGACUUCGAAAAUGAUAUAAAAUAAUAUGAUUGAUCAAUAAUAUGAAGAGAAAUAAUUUUUAGCUUUUGUAAAAUAGUAAAGCAAUCAAUUGUUUUCCUUAGCUUCUAGACACUUUUAUAACAUUUUUCUUAGAGCUGAUGUCAAACUUAAAUCAUAAGAGGAUUUUAAUAUAGUUCAAAUUGAUGUUUCAAAAGACUUCGUAUUUUUAUUAGAAAAUUCACUUCUAGAGGAUAAAUUAUCUUAAAUUUCAGUCUAUCAAUAUCCAAGUUUAGAGUAUGUUGAUUCCUUUUAGAAGGAAAACAUGAGUGCUAAAGAAAUAGUCAUUAAAUCAAACAUUAAUUCUAAUUUAUUAUUGUUAUAACAUCGGAAAUCAUUAAGAGUACUAGAUGUAUUUGCUACAACUCAAAAAAAAGGAGAAAACAUGCUUAAAUUUCUUAUUAAUUAUUUUUAUAAACACAAUUGUGAGAUAAUUGAUUUUAUUUUAGAUGAUAACAUUAUUGUAUUUAUAGAUUAAGCUUAUAAACUAUUUUUUGUAGAUGUUCUAAAAUAGUAAGUUAUUUUUUUAACUAAAAAAUUGCAAAGCUUUUAAAAAACUAAUUAAAUUUUGGAAACCUUUUUUCAUUAUGAUAAACAAUUAUUAAUAAUUGAAUUAUGUAAUAAAGUACUUACGAUGUCUUUAAAAAAUAUUAGAAUCUAAAAAAGUAGUAAAAUAGCAUCAGAAAAGAUUUUGGCUAAAUCAUAUUUUUGUCAAUAGAAUAAGAUAAAAUAUUCAGUAUUGCAGUAAUAAGAUAAUAAUGAUAUUUCAAUAAGAAAUGAAAUAGUAGAAUAUAGUUUUUAAUGCAAUAAAAGAUUGCGGAAAUUAAAAUUGAAUAAUAGUAGAAAGUUUGGUAAUGUAAAGUUGUCACUUAAAAAAGAUUAAAGAACUUUAAUAAUUUUAACAAAUGAAUAUAUAUCAGUUUAUGAUACUCAGAAAGGUAUUUAGGCUUUUUGUUUACCAUUUGCUUAAAAGUUUUCUGCUAAUAAUUAUGAUUUUUAGGGCUAUUUUUUAGUUUAAAAUCAAGGAAGACGUGUGUUGAUUUGGAAGUAGGAAAAGCUUUUUGAGAGAGACAUUAGGUUAUUUUUUAAAAGACUUUGA